Messenger RNA from Monascus purpureus, 1008 nucleotides. The record is from the annotation of a GenBank genome assembly. Lineage: Eukaryota; Fungi; Ascomycota; Eurotiomycetes; Eurotiales; Aspergillaceae.
AUGCAUACAGCAGCUCUUCUUACAUCAGGUCUUGCUCUCGUCGGGUCCGCACUCGCUAAUACCGCUUACCAGGUCCUCUGGGAUAAUGGCGAGUGGGCCGACCCUUCCAUCUUCCACGACGUCAAUGGCAAUGGUUACUACUACAUCUACGCGACGGGAGCCAGUGGACCCAACGUCCGGAUGGCCAGGUCAGUGGAUAACGCCAAAUCAUUCCAGGACAUCACGGCGGAUAUUAGCAAAGAUCCUCUCCCGAAGCUUGGAGGAUGGGCUACGUCUCCGCCAACAACGGCGCAGGUUUGGGCGCCGGAUGUUAUUAGACUGCCAAGCGGCAAGUAUGUAAUGUACUACAGCGCCAUCUCCGAGUCCGCGACAACGUUCCCCGUCCGACACUGCGUGGGUGCCGCAACAAGCGACUCCCCUGAGGGCCCAUUUACACCGAUCGAGCAAGCGCUAGCCUGUCCCCUGGAAGAUGGGGGCGCGAUCGACCCGAACGGCUUCAUCGACACGGACGGCUCGAUCUACGUGAUAUACCAAGUCUGCGGCAACGCCAUGGGCAAGGGCGGGACAUGGAUCAUGGCGCAGAAACUAUUAUCGGACGGAGUGACACUGGACCCAUCAUCGGGUCCAGUGAAGCUCUUUGAGAGCGCGGAAAUUGACGGGAACAAUGUCGAGGCGCCGAGUGUCACGAAGAGGGGAGACACGUACUUCUGUGGCUUCUCGUCAAACAACUGGAACUCGAGCUUUUAUGAUACUUCAUAUGCUGUCUCACAUGCGAUCCAGAGUACAUAUACGAAGCAGGGCCCGCCGAUCGCGCCGCUGUUAACCAGUAAUACGAAGGAUGGGAACUCGGGCAAGGACCUGUACGGACCCGGCGGUGCGGAUUUCUUGGAUGGAGAAGACCUUAUGGUGUUUCAUGCUUGGGCUGGUACUCCGGGCGAUGGCUACCGUCACGUUUGGAUUGCAAAUGUCAGCUUUGAUCCGGAUCAAGAAUCGAUCACCUUGCUGUAA